AUGGCAAAACUGACUGAUGAUGCUGACUACGAUGCCGGCGAAACGUUUGAGAAUGUACCAAGUUCACUGUCUGAUGCUGGGAAUCAUGACAACUACUAUGGCAGACGACUUCGUACUAGGUGCGUUCUACUAAGUCACCCUGACAACAAGACCAAGUUGCGACGACGAGGUAUGUGUUUAGGGAUGAGACCAUUUCUUACUUCGACUUUACACACUCGUCGUCUUUCUCCCGUUGUUGGUUGGAGUCACUUCGGGUACUUCAUCUCACGUCUCCACUCCUCCACUCGUGAAAUGUCUGGCUUUCUGCCUUUAAACCACUCUCUCGCCUCCUAUCUCUCCCUCUCUCUCGCGCGAUCGCCCACGCCCAACAUGGUAGAGCCAUGCUUAAUUCAGCCCGGACACUGA
This is a messenger RNA of Protopolystoma xenopodis, 405 nucleotides long. The record is from the annotation of a GenBank genome assembly. Lineage: Eukaryota; Metazoa; Platyhelminthes; Monogenea; Polystomatidea; Polystomatidae.